Molecule: messenger RNA, 936 nt
Organism: Orycteropus afer afer
Lineage: Eukaryota; Metazoa; Chordata; Mammalia; Tubulidentata; Orycteropodidae
Gene: NMI
Product: N-myc and STAT interactor
Exons: 7
Coding region: 1-936 (311 amino acids)
Cellular component (GO): cytoplasm
Source: RefSeq, a predicted model, not a curated record
AUGGCAGCUGGUGAGGACAAGACAAAUUUUAUGUUGGAGGCAUGUGAAGAAUUAAAGAACAAGGAAGGAAAUAAGAGCUUAACUGAUGAAAUUAUCAGGCAAAAUACUAGGCUGGAGAAUGCGAUCCACAAGCUUGAAGCUGAAUUAAAAGUGACCACCAGGGACUUACAGAUUAAAGAUGAUAUUCCUGGAACAAAGAUGAAAUUCACACCCAUGGAGAAUCCAGAGAAUGACAGCCAGUUUUUAAAUAUUUCCUAUUCAUUUCAAGUGAACUUACAAAUUCCUUAUGAAUUACAGAAAGGACAAGCACUCAUCACCUUUGAAAAAGAAGAAGUGGCCCAAAAUGUGAUAAGAAUGGGAGAACAUCAUGUGCAGAUAGAAGAUAGAGAUGUGAAGAUUAUGGCUCAGCCUGUUGCAUUAGACUCAGGAAUCAGAUUCCAGGUUCAUGUACAAGUUUCUAAAGUGAAGAUCCAAGUUACUGGAAUUCCUGAUGGAUUGCCUGAAGAUCAGAUGAGAGACAAGUUAGAGCUAAGCUUUUCUAAGUCCCGAAAUGGAGGUGGAGAGGUGGAAUGUGUGGAGUAUGACAGUACAUCCCGAAGUGCUAUUAUCACAUUUGUGGAACUUGGAGUUGCUGACAAGAUUUUGAAAAAGAAAGACUAUCCUCUUUAUAUAAAUCAAAACUGCCAUACAGUUACUGUUUCUCCAUACAUAAAAACAAACUUGGAAAAGUUUCAGGUAUUUUCAGGAAUAUCUACCAGGACUGUGCUUCUGACUGGAAUAGAAGACAUUCAGGUGGAUGAAGAAACUGUAGAGGAUUUAGUUAACAUUCACUUCCAACGGGGGAAGAAUGGUGGUGGGGAAGUAGAUGUGGUCAAAUGUUCUGUAAGCCAACCUCAAAUAGCUUAUUUUGAAGAAGAGACUUAUGGAAUCAUAUGA